Molecule: messenger RNA, 874 nt
Organism: Leptonychotes weddellii (Weddell seal)
Lineage: Eukaryota; Metazoa; Chordata; Mammalia; Carnivora; Phocidae
Source: RefSeq, a predicted model, not a curated record
CGCCCCGCGCGCUCCCUCCCCGCGCUGCCGCCGCCACUGCCGCACCUGCCACCAUGUCGCCGCCGCCGGGUCAUGUCUGACUCUCUCUGGACCGCGCUUUCCAAUUUCUCGAUGCCCUCCUUCCCUGGCGGCAGUAUGUUCCGCCGCACCAAGAGCUGCCGCACCAGUAACCGGAAAAGCCUCAUCUUGACCAGCACUUCGCCCACGCUGCCGCGACCCCACUCCCCACUGCCUGGACACCUGGGUAGCAGUCCCCUGGACAGCCCCCGCAACUUCUCCCCCAACACCCCCGCCCACUUCUCGUUUGCCUCCUCCCGAAGGGCGGAUGGACGCCGUUGGUCUCUGGCUUCGCUUCCUUCGUCUGGCUAUGGCACCAACACACCCAGCUCCACCGUCUCGUCUUCCUGCUCCUCCCAGGAGCGCCUGCACCAGCUGCCCUACCAGCCUACCGUGGAUGAGCUCCACUUCCUCUCCAAACACUUUGGCAGCACCGAGAGCAUCACUGACGAGGAUGGUGGCCGCCGCUCUCCUGCCGUGCGGCCUCGCUCACGGAGCCUCAGCCCCGGGCGCUCCCCCUCUUCCUACGACAACGAGAUCGUGAUGAUGAACCAUGUCUACAAGGAGAGGUUCCCGAAGGCCACCGCGCAGAUGGAGGAAAAGCUGCGCGAUUUCGCCCGCGCCUACGAACCUGACAGCGUGCUGCCGCUGGCCGACGGCGUGCUCAGCUUCAUCCACCACCAGAUCAUCGAGUUGGCCCGGGACUGCCUGACCAAGUCUCGAGACGGCCUCAUCACCACCGUCUACUUCUACGAAUUGCAGGAGAACCUGGAGAAGCUGCUGCAGGACGUGAGUGCACGGGAGGCUGGCCUCAUUC